CCUCGCGCUUUUCCUGCUCUCGCUCGCUUUUCUCGACGUCGGCGUACGCUACUACGUCCAGUCGUCGCUCGCAAGUGUGCCGGGAAAGCGGGAAAAACGUAAAACUAGGACGCGCGUAGUGUACGAGUGCACGGGUGCAAACACCGCGUUGAGAGUAUCAUCUCGCCGCUCGCUUCAUAUCAUCAUAUCGGAAAUAUUUCUUCGUUUUUUAAAAGUGUUUAGCAGUGAGUGCAGUGCGAAGAUAUUUACUGCUUGACGUUGGAUAUACUUAUAUUAACCAGCUGCUCGAGUGUGAGUUUGGUCACUUUUGCGCGACAAAUGGAUUAUUAAUGGCGCGAAGGAUAAAGGGAUAGCGGAUGCAAUUAUGUAGAAAGAUGCCCGAAUUCGACCCGUCGCCGCUGGUAUCAAAGACAAGACCGUCUCUUCCCUGCGAGAUUAUGCGGUGAUCUGUAGGUACCUCACCGAAUCCGCACUUUGUUCGGGGGCAGGGCCAUCUCGGCUGGGAUCAUGGGCUGCGGGCACAGCAAAAUUAACAUUUAUCCCAAACGCAAUCGCAACAAGAACGCCUCUGCAAAGAAAACCGUGACGCCGGAGAAAGCAGACAGCGUCGAUGAGGAGGCGGACAACAACGGCGUCGAGGCGGGUGAAGAGAACGCCGAGGACGGAGACAAGAAGACGAUCAAAGUGAAGCCGUACGGUGGGCCGCUAAUUGUUCACCCGGAGCUGUCGGCAAGCCAAAACAAUUUCUUUAAGAUGCUGGACGAAAAGAUUGAGAGCGGUCCAGACUACGACUCGAGCAGCGAGAAUGAGAAGGCGCUCGAAAAGGAGCGUGUGACGACAUUACUUAAAGACUGGGAGACGGCAAGUGCCGGCUCGCGUUCGCUGCCAGCAACUCCAAAGCGACGCCCUGGUAAACCCGUGCCCAUCGGCGAUCAACGCGUUCCUUUCAACCAGUCCAUGGUGCAUCAGUCCUACGGCGUUACACCGUAUCGGCAGGCCUAUGCGUCGCCCGUUUACCCGCCGGUGCCGCCAACUGCAAUGCAUCACCCGCAGCAGGUAGCACAACAGCAUACCGCCGCCGCCUACUCAUCAGCGAUGCAAUAUCAGGCGCUUAGCUCACUAUAUGGUCGACAGUAUAGCCAGCAAGCGGCGUUGCUCGGAUCAAGUCCGGUGAAGUCGUCCGCUUCCCCUAAACACAUUCCGUCUUACCAGGUCGUUGCCGGCGCCGCACAUCCGCCCGCGGAGGCAGGGGCCAGCGCGACGUUUAGCCCCCGGAUGUACAAGGGCGUACGUCUCAGCAAUGGCGAUCUCAUUCAGCAACAGAUCUACCAACAGCAGCUACAGUAUCAGCAGGCGCGUGAAUACCAGCAGUACAAGCAAUCGCGUGAGCAGCAACUGAUACAACAUCAGCAGGGUAUGCAGGCGAUGCAAGCAACCGCAUUUGCCCCCAAUCCAAAUGGUCGCUCUUACCAAAGCAGCAUUCACAUACCGAUCGUCCAGAACGACAUCACACAGUACGAUCUGACGUGAUUUGCGCCCGGCGCCACCGCCAAUUCAUCUGCCAAGCCGCGAUCGUCCUAGACAACCUACAACCAUCACCUAUCCUGUAUCAUAUCAUGAUAUAUCUUAUUGUGGACGAUUAGUGCAUAGACAAUUAACACAGUAUUCUCGUGCUAAUGCCAAAGCCAGGCAACGCCAGUAAAAUAUGUUCGAUAGUACAUGUCGCGAGUUUGCCGUCAAAAUGCCAAAAAAUUACUGUGCCAAAAAGUAUUACAUAUUAAUUAAUUUAUUUUAAUUGCUGAAUGGCGUCCCGCUUUCGCACACAUUCGAAAAAUUACGUUCCAUUAAGCAAAACAGGUGACAAAAUUAAUUUGCAUAAAACACCUGCACUCGUCCCCAGAGGGAGAUAAGCACAGCAUCCAAAACCCAGUGAAGGUGAAGUGACUUCAAUCUAGAUAAUAAAAAAGCAUCUAGGGAAAAAGUACGCUGUAUUAAACUUAGCGCUGGCAGUUCAAACGGAUGCUGAAAAUAAACUCGAAGUAUUUAAUGAGAAUUGAGAUGAAAAUACCCCCCGUAGAGGAAUUUCUAAAUUUGCCUACACACAUAAAUAAAAGUUAUCCCAAACGUAAAGAAUAAAUUAAAUAAAUGAUUAUAAAUAUAUGUAUACAAACAUUGAAAGAAAAAAAGCUAAAGUAAUAUCUAUAGUUGUUAAUGAUAAUAAAAUUGAUGGUGAAGAAUAUAAAAUGUUUAAAAGUUUUUAAAUUUGAGAGUAUGUAUAUUAUAAUUGUACAUAAAGCGCUGGCAUUAAGGGAGAAUUUAAUUUUAUGACACAAAAACACAAUAAACAAGUAAACAAAAAUGCAGAUUGCAUGUGUGAAGUCGAGAUGAGGCUGCUCAACAAGAAGGUCGACAACUGGCAAUAAAUGUAUUUCUUGUAAAUAUCAUAAACUCGUGUAUAGUGCAUUGUUUGUAAAAAAAGAGAAGAAAAAGCACAUAAUAUAUGAUACUUGUUAGAUUCCUA
Dalotia coriaria is the source of this 2521-nucleotide messenger RNA. It is a transcript of the gene tow, whose product is annotated as target of wingless. The record is from RefSeq and is a predicted model, not a curated record. NCBI's taxonomy places the organism in Eukaryota, Metazoa, Arthropoda, Insecta, Coleoptera, Staphylinidae. The transcript is spliced from 5 exons. The coding region runs from base 508 to 1530 and encodes 340 amino acids.